AUGGCGCGCCUUAAUGGGACCAGACUUGGUGCUUUUCGGGCAUACUUCUUCGGUUUCUUUGUCUGCACGGCGGGUUUCUUGUUUGGAUAUGAUACCGGCAUUGUGGGUGGUAUCCUCACCUUCCAAUCCUACAAGGAUGACUUUAGAUACAACGACAAGACCACCGUGAGUGCAGUCAUGGUCAGUCUGCAGAAUGUCGGCGCUUUCCUUGCCGCGCUCUGCAUCUUCCCCAUCUCCGAGCGCUAUGGUCGCAAGAAGACUGUCCAGGUGGCCAUGUUCAUCUUCUGCGUGGGCGUCAUUUUGCAGGUCGUCCCGUCGCAUUCCCUGGUGUGUUUCUAUAUCGGCCGUUUUGUCUCGGGUCUCGGCCUCGGCGGGGGUACUGCAGUUGUACCGUCGUAUAACGCGGAGAUGGCCCCCAAGGAGAUCCGGGGAAUGUUGGGCUCUGGUGUUCAGUGGCUCUUUGCACUGGGUGUCAUGAUUAGUUACUGGAUUGAUUAUGCGGUGCAGCAGACUCUGCCCGUUUCGUCCGCGCAGUGGCAGAUCCCGAUUGGUCUGCAGCUGGUGCCAGCGACUGUCCUGGCCCUUGGUCUGUUCACUCAGCCCGAGAGUGUGAGAUGGCUGGCCAAGAAGGAACGGUUUGAUGAGGCCUGGCAGAGUCUAACCUGGAUGCGUGCGAGCGACGGCCCCGAGGUCAGAGCCGAGUUCAACGAGAUCCGCACUGGCCUGAUGGAGGAGCUCCGCGCCACCGAUGGCCUCAAGAAGCGCGAGCUCCUCGAGCCCGCGAAUCGCUACCGUCUCGCCCUCGCUGUGUUCAUCUUCUGUGGCCAGCAAUGCACCGGCAUGACCGCCCUUGCAUACUUCGGCCCGCAAUUCUUCAAGCUGCUAGUCGGCAACGAUGCCAGCCGAAACCUGCUCAUCACGGGCCUUUUCGGUGCCGAGAAGUUCAUCACUGUGGGUAUCUAUAUCCUCUUCUUCUCGGAGAUGUGGGGACGUAAACCCACGCUGUGGAUUUCGGCUCUGCUCAUGUCGGUGUGUUUCGUCAUCGUCACCAUUGUCAACAACACCACCCCCAAACCUCAGCAAGAGGUCACUUCUGCGGGCAUUGCGACGGUGGCCAUGAUCUUCCUUACCAAUUCCAUCUACCAGUUUAGCUGGGGGCCGCUGCCGUGGCCUUAUACCACCGAGAUCUUCCCCUCCCGCAUCCGAGAAGUCGGCAGCUCGGUCGCCGUCGCCACCCAAUGGCUCUUCAACUUCCUCUUCUCCCUCGUAACCCCCUACAUGCAAUCCUCCUGGGGAAGCUACACCUUCCUCUUCUACGCCGCGCUAGACGUAAUCAUGGCGAUCAUCGUCUGGUUCUUCGUCAAGGAAACCAAGGGUAAAAGUCUGGAAGAGAUGGAGACUAUCUUCAAUAGUAGGGCUGCAUUUGAUGUGGAAAUUGCGAGGCAUGAGGGUCAGGAAGUUACGGAUAAUGUUUCUGCGGUGGAGGUGCAUGCGCAGAAAAAGGGGGAUGGGAGUUUGAGGGGGUCGGAUGAGGAGGAUAAGGAUUUGAGAUGA
Penicillium daleae is the source of this 1554-nucleotide messenger RNA. RefSeq names its product general substrate transporter. The transcript has 4 exons. Lineage: Eukaryota; Fungi; Ascomycota; Eurotiomycetes; Eurotiales; Aspergillaceae. The record is from RefSeq and is a predicted model, not a curated record. Gene Ontology annotation, cellular component: membrane. Gene Ontology annotation, biological process: carbohydrate transport; transmembrane transport. Bases 1 to 1554 code for a protein of 517 amino acids. Gene Ontology annotation, molecular function: carbohydrate:proton symporter activity.